AUGAACGCUUCAUCAGCUCCCGCGUCUAAGCCAACAACCAAACCAUCGACAUCAACCUCCACACACCCACACCAGACGUCUUCGAGUGCUAUGAAGUCAAGGUCCAGGAAGUCGACCAAGCGCACCGUUCACAACACAACGCCGACUACCGGUGCCGAUAUUCUCAAGAGAAUCCAAGACAGAAAGGCUGCGGCAAACAGACCUAAGCCGGCCCCGGCACCCUCUCUCAACCCUCAACGUACCGCCGAGCCGGCAAAGGCUGCGGCCAGGACCCCUGCCACGGCCCCCAAGACCAGCGCUCCUGCCGUUCAGAAGCCUGCUCAGCCAGUCGGCAUUCCGGCUCCCAGACCUCUCCGGGAGUACCAAAGCCCGGCACCUGCCCAGGCACCCAAGAAGAAGACGUAUCACCCCAACGCCCUCGUACCCACAGAAGAGCUCGAGGGCAAGCGUACACAGUCCGAGACCCCCAAGAAGAAGACUUACCACCCCAAUGCUUUGGUUCCGACGCACGAGAUCGAAGCCAAGAAGCAGCUGGGACGUACGGGACAAAAGGGAGGCCUUGGCCAAGUCACCGACGGUGUCGGCAGGACUGUGGGAGGAGUGGGCAAGGCCGUGGGAGGAGUUACCGAUACGGCCGGCAGAACCGUUGGCGGAGUUGGCAAGACUGCCGGAGGCGUCGUCGACGGCGCCGGCAAGACCGUCGGUGGUGUUGUCAACGGAGCUGGUAAGACUGUUGGCGGAGUUGCUGAUGGAGUUGGCAAAACCGUUGGAGUUGAUGGCCUCGGCAAGACUGUCGGAGGCGCCACGAAUGGUGUGUCGAACACCCUUGGAGCUGCUACCGGCGGACUCGGCAAGACCCUGGGUGACACAACUGGGGCGCUUGGAAAGGGUGAUGUCUUGGGUACUGUCGGUGGUGCCACCAAGGGCGUUGGCGAUACGGUGGGUGGUGUCGGCAAGGGAUUGGGCGACACCGUUGGCGGCACUGUUGGUGGCCUCGGAGACACAGUAGGCGGACCUCUUGGUGGUGUGGUAGGCGGUGUUGGCAAGGGUGCUGGCGAUGCCGUUACCGGUAUCACUGGAGGCUUGGGUAAGGGUGUUGGUAAGGUUGGCCAGGGAGAUGUCCUCGGCGGCGUUGGUGAUGUCGUUGGCGGCGUUGGAGAUGGUGUUGGUGGUCUUCUUGGUGGCGUCCUUGGUGGUCUUGGAGGCCAAGGAGGUAAAGGAGGCAAGGAAGGCGGCGGUGGUGGACUCCUCGGCGGAGGUGGAGAUGGCGGCCUGCUCGGCGGAGUCUUGGGCGGUGGCGGUAAAGAUGGCGGUGGUGGGCUUCUUGGAGGAGGAGGUGAAGGAGGUGGUGGCCUGUUGGGAGGUGUUCUUGGAGGUGGUGGUAAAGAUGGAGGUGGUGGACUACUUGGUGGGGGUGGUAAAGGAGGUGGCCUUCUUGGACUUUAA
This is a messenger RNA of Colletotrichum truncatum, 1446 nucleotides long. RefSeq lists its product as uncharacterized. Lineage: Eukaryota; Fungi; Ascomycota; Sordariomycetes; Glomerellales; Glomerellaceae. The record is from RefSeq and is a predicted model, not a curated record.